AUGGCUCCCCUAACUCCUCACUGGCAGCAGCCCUCCCACCCCGACAUUCAAGAAGUCGUCAUCGUUAACGAGACCGAAUUCACUACUAAGAGCCUCUCGCGCGUUGCUCUUCCACCUUUUGCCCUCUUUGCGCGCCUCGACUUUCCGCCAUGCACGGAAGCCGCGGAGCCAACGUAUGCUACGGUGCAAAUGGGACGCAAUAGGCAUCUCAAUCUCAACAGUGAUCUGCUGUACAUUAACCACUCUUGUGAACCGUCCCUUAUUUUUGACACUGGUAACAAGAUUAUCAUUGCUGGACCCAACGGCCUCCAACCUGGCGAUGAACUUACUUUCUUCUACCCCUCUACGGAAUGGGAAAUGGCGCAGCCCUUCCAGUGUCUCUGCGGCACACCCACCUGCCGGGGCACCAUUGACGGCGCCAAGAAGAUGACGUCGGCCCAGCUCGACGGCCUCUGGCUGGCCAAGCACAUUCGUGAGCUGCGCGCCGAGCAAGCCAGCGGCUCUCUGCCCGCAACCCCAGCCUCUUCCUCCGACCCGACGGCAUAUGCCCUGCAACAAGCUAUUGACCAGGCAGAGAAAGUGGUCGAGGCUGCGCGCUCCGCCCUCUUGUCGUAUACCAGCACUGCUACCGGCAGCAACAAGUUCCUCAGCAAUAGCGCCGACGAUGUGAAAGGCAAUGGCGCGGGUCGGCGCGCCGGCCCGACCUCGCGCGAACUGAGCGGGGAAAUGGGCGGCGACACGGCGAUUCGCGUGUAA
Molecule: messenger RNA, 756 nt
Organism: Beauveria bassiana ARSEF 2860
Lineage: Eukaryota; Fungi; Ascomycota; Sordariomycetes; Hypocreales; Cordycipitaceae
Product: galactose-proton symport
Exons: 3
Coding region: 1-756 (251 amino acids)
Source: RefSeq, a predicted model, not a curated record